GGUGUACUAUAUACACUAUAUUGCCAAAAAUAUUGGGGCACCCCUCCAAAUCAUUGGAUUCAGGUGUUCCAGUCACCUCCAUGGCCACAGGUGUAUAAAAUCAAGCACCUAGGCAAGCAAACUGCUUCUACAAACAUUUGUAAAAGAAUGGGUCACUCUAAGGAGCUCACUGAAUUCAAGCAUGUACCGUGAUAGGUUGCCACCUGUGCAAUAAGUCCAUCUGUGAAAUUUUCUUGCUACUAAAUAUUCCACAGUCAACUGUCAGUGGUAUAACAAAGUGGAAGCAACUGGGAAAAACAGCAACUCAGCUACGAAGUGGUAGGCUACGUUAAAUGACAGAGCAGGUUCAGCGCAUGCUGAAGUGCACAAUGCGCAGAAGUCACCGUCU
Staurois parvus is the source of this 388-nucleotide messenger RNA. The record is from the annotation of a GenBank genome assembly. NCBI's taxonomy places the organism in Eukaryota, Metazoa, Chordata, Amphibia, Anura, Ranidae.